UAUUCUUAUCUUUUCUUACCCAUACAUACAUUUUCAUUCCUUUUGUGAAGAUGAAUAUGAUUUUUCCUUUUGUGAGUGAGAUCAAGUAUAUAGAAAAUACUCUCUUUUCUCAUAUGUAUCUGUAACUCUUUCUUUCUUUCUUGCCGACUCUAAUGGAAAAUCAAAAUCUUGAUAAAAGCGUCAUCUCCGACCAACCUCGGGAAAUACCUUUUCAAGAAUCUGUUCCUUGUAAAAACCCAAAAAGAAACAAAUAUGCUUUUGCUUGCUCUCUUUUAGCCUCUAUGACAUCCGUUUUAUUAGGUUAUGAUACGGGAGUGAUGAGUGGAGCAGUGAUUUACAUAAAGGAAGACCUUAAAAUCUCAGAUGUACAAAUCGAAAUCCUUGUGGGAACAAUCAACAUAUACUCUCUUGUGGGUGCUGCUCUAGCUGGUCGAACCUCAGAUUGGAUAGGUCGUCGAUAUACCAUUAUUUUUGCCUCUGCAAUAUUUUUUGCAGGAGCAAUAUUGAUGGGAUUUGCUACAAACUAUGGUUUUCUCAUGUUUGGUAGGUUUGUGGCUGGUAUUGGAGUUGGAUAUGCUCUUAUGAUUGCACCAGUUUAUACUGCUGAGGUUGCCCCGGCUUCUUGUCGUGGGUUUUUCACUUCUUUCCCUGAAGUUUUCAUCAAUGGAGGUGUGUUACUUGGUUACGUAUCAAACUAUGCAUUUUCCAAGCUGCCCACGAAAUUGGGAUGGCGAUUCAUGCUUGGAAUUGGUGUCAUUCCAUCAGUCUUCUUAGCCCUUGGUGUUCUUGCCAUGCCCGAGUCACCUCGUUGGCUAGUCAUGCAAGGUCGUCUAGGAGACGCUAAACGAGUUUUAGACAGAACGUCAGACACAUUAGAAGAGUCCAAAAUGAGAUUAGCUGACAUAAAAGAAGCUGCUGGUAUACCACAAGACUGCCAAGAUGAUAGUAUAGUUUCUGUCACACGACGUAGUUCUCAUGGUGAAGGUGUAUGGAGAGAAUUGUUCCUCCAUCCUACCCCUGCUGUUCUUCAUAUUCUCAUUGCAGGCAUCGGUAUUCAUUUCUUCCAACAAGCAAGUGGUAUAGAUGCUGUGGUGUUGUACAGUCCGAGGAUAUUCGAGAAAGCAGGCAUUACUAAAGACAACGACAUACUACUUGCCACUAUAGCUGUUGGAUGUAUGAAGACAUUCUUUAUCUUGAUAGCUACAUUCUUGGUAGACAAAGUUGGAAGAAGAGUUUUACUUCUAUCAAGUUGCGGUGGUAUGAUUCUCUCCUUAUUAGGCCUAGCAACUGGCUUAACCAUAAUUGAUCACUCAGAUCAUAAGCUAAAAUGGGCAAUAGUCCUUUGCAUAUGUACAACAUUAUCUAGUGUUGCUUUCUUCUCAAUUGGCAUGGGUCCUAUUGCAUGGGUAUACAGUUCAGAAAUCUUUCCAUUGAGAUUAAGAGCUCAAGGUUGUAGUAUAGGAGUGGCAGUGAAUAGAGCAAUGAGUGGAGCAAUUUUGAUGACAUUCAUAUCAUUGUACAAGGCUAUUAGUAUUGGAGGGGCUUUCUUCUUGUACACUGGAAUUGCAGUAAUUGCUUGGAUUUUCUUUUACACAUUGUUACCAGAAACACAAGGUAGAACACUAGAGGAGAUGGAGGAAUUGUUUGGUACUUUCUUUAAGUGGAGAUCUACUAUGAAAGAGUUGAAGAAAAACAAAGUGGAAAGUGAUGGUAGUGCUCAAGUUCAGAUGGAAAAUAGCCAGCCUUAAAUAGUGAUUGUACUACUUAAUAUUAACUAGUCAGAAUUUGAACACAUAACAUGCACAUUUUAGCUUUUCUUUUUUGUUUUCUAAGUACAUGAAAAACGUCCCAGAUAUUAUGCUAAUUGUGCCCCAUAUAUUAUUUGAA
This is a messenger RNA of Nicotiana tabacum (common tobacco), 1887 nucleotides long. Its product is annotated as polyol transporter 5. Gene Ontology annotation, cellular component: membrane. Gene Ontology annotation, biological process: transmembrane transport. Gene Ontology annotation, molecular function: carbohydrate:proton symporter activity. The record is from RefSeq and is a predicted model, not a curated record. Lineage: Eukaryota; Viridiplantae; Streptophyta; Magnoliopsida; Solanales; Solanaceae.